AUGUGGGGGUGGGGCGAGGGGAGACUCUGUGCCUCCUUCAGUCCUCAGCUGCUGUCCCCCGCAGCCUGGCCGGGGGGCUCCCCGCCCGCCCCCCAGCCCCUCCCGCUGGGCAAGACCCGAGGACACCCACCCUUUCAGGCCCAUAAUGGGGAUCUUACAGCCCGGGAGACCUGCAAGGCUGGAUUCUCCGAAGAAGACUACACGGCACUAAUCUCGGAGAAUAUUCUGGAAGGAGAGAAGCUUCUCAAAGUCUCGUUCAGCAGCUGUCUGGGGACCAAGGGGACCCAGUAUGAGACCAACAGCGUGGACUUCAAAGUGAGGGCGGACGGGACGGUCUUUGCCACCCGGGAGCUGCGGAUCCCCUCCGAGCAGGUGGCCUUCACCGUGACCGCGUGGGACGGCCAGACGGCCGAGCGAUGGGAUGCCGUGGUGCGGCUGUUGGUGGCCCAGCCCUCGUCUGCGCGCCCGGCACACAAGAAAGGGAAGCCGAGUGCCGGUCUGGACGCCUCUCAGCCUCCGAAUGACACGCUGUUGCCGUGGCCCCAGCACCAGAAUGCCAACGGGCUGAGGAGACAGAAACGAGACUGGGUCAUCCCACCCAUCAACGUGCCAGAAAAUUCCCGCGGGCCCUUCCCACAGCAGCUGGUGCGGAUCCGGUCCGACAAAGACAACGACAUCCCCAUCCGGUACAGCAUCACGGGGGUGGGUGCCGACCAGCCCCCCAUGGAGGUCUUCAGCAUCGACUCCAUGUCUGGACGCAUGUAUGUCACUAGGCCCAUGGACCGGGAGGAGCGAGCCUCCUACCACCUCAGAGCCCACGCCGUGGACAUGAACGGCAACAAGGUGGAGAACCCCAUCGACCUGUACAUCUACGUCAUCGACAUGAAUGACAACCGUCCCGAGUUCGUCAACCAGGUCUACAACGGCUCUGUGGACGAAGGCUCCAAGCCAGGCACCUACGUGAUGACGGUCACGGCCAAUGACGCUGACGACAGCACCACGGCCAACGGGAUGGUGCGGUACCGGAUCGUGACCCAGACCCCACAAAGCCCAUCCCAGAACAUGUUCACCAUCAACAGCGAGACGGGGGACAUUGUGACGGUGGCAGCUGGCCUGGACCGAGAGAAAGUGCAGCAGUACACAGUCAUUGUCCAGGCCACAGACAUGGAAGGGAACCUCAACUACGGCCUGUCGAACACGGCCACGGCCAUCAUCUCGGUGACGGACGUGAACGACAACCCGCCGGAGUUCACCACGAGCACGUACGCAGGGGAGGUACCCGAAAACCAGGUGGAGGUGGUGGUUGCAAACCUGACCGUGAUGGACCGAGAUCAGCCCCACUCGCCAAACUGGAACGCCUUCUACCGCAUCAUCAGCGGGGACCCCUCGGGGCACUUCAGCAUCCGCACGGACCCCGUCACCAACGAGGGCAUGGUCACCGUGGUUAAGGCAGUCGACUACGAGCUGAACAGAGCGUUCAUGCUGACCGUGAUGGUGUCCAACCAGGCGCCCCUGGCCAGUGGGAUCCAGAUGUCCUUCCAGUCUACGGCAGGGGUGACCAUCUCCGUCGUGGACAUCAACGAGGCACCCUACUUCCCCUCGAACCACAAGCUGAUCCGCCUGGAGGAGGGCGUGCCCACCGGCACCGUACUGACCACGUUUUCGGCAGUGGACCCCGACCGGUUCAUGCAGCAGGCCGUGAGAUACUCCAAACUGUCGGACCCAGCAAACUGGCUGCACAUUAAUGCCACCAACGGUCAGAUCACCACGGCAGCCGUCCUUGACCGCGAAUCCCUCUACAUCAAAAACAACAUCUACGAGGCCACCUUCCUGGCAGCUGACAACGGGAUCCCCCCUGCUAGUGGCACCGGAACCCUCCAGAUCUAUCUAAUCGACAUCAAUGACAACGCCCCCGAGCUGCUGCCCAAGGAGGCACAGAUCUGUGAGAAGCCCAGCCUGAACGCCAUCAACAUCACCGCGGCCGAUGCCGACGUUGACCCCAACAUUGGCCCCUACGUCUUCGAGCUGCCCUUUGCCCCGGCCGCCGUGCGGAAGAACUGGACCAUCACCCGCCUGAACGGUGACUAUGCUCAGCUGAGCCUGCGUAUCCUCUACCUGGAGGCUGGAAUGUACGAUGUCCCCAUCAUCGUCACAGACUCCGGGAACCCUCCGCUGUCCAACACGUCCGUUAUCAAGGUCAAGGUGUGCCCGUGCGACGAGAACGGCGACUGCACCACGGUUGGCGCCGUGGCGGCGGCUGGUCUGGGCACCAGCGCCAUCGUGGCCAUUCUCAUCUGCGUCGUCAUCCUGCUCACCAUGGUCCUGCUGUUCGUGGUGUGGAUGAAGCGGAGGGAGAAGGAGCGCCACACCAAGCAGCUGCUCAUCGACCCCGAGGACGACGUGCGUGACAACAUCCUCAAGUACGACGAGGAAGGGGGCGGCGAGGAGGACCAGGACUACGACCUCAGCCAGCUGCAGCAGCCGGAGUCCAUGGAGCACGUGCUGAGCAAGGCCCCGGGGGUGCGGCGGGUGGACGAGCGGCCCGUGGGCGCCGAGCCUCAGUACCCGGUCAGGCCCGUGGUGCCGCACCCGGGAGACAUCGGGGACUUCAUCACCGAGGGCCUCCGAGCCGCGGACAAUGACCCCACAGCUCCCCCCUACGACUCCCUGCUGGUCUUCGACUACGAAGGCAGCGGCUCCACCGCGGGCUCCGUCAGCUCCCUCAACUCGUCCAGCUCCGGGGACCAAGACUACGAUUACCUGAACGACUGGGGGCCCAGGUUCAAGAAGCUGGCGGACAUGUACGGAGGCGGCGAGGAGGACUGAGCCGCAGAGGGGCCUGUGGGAGGCGCCGGGCCGCCCGGCUCCCUGCGGACGUGUCCUUUAGUGGUGUGUUAGGGGGUCCCUCCCCGCCCCAGCCCCCCCAACAGGCGCGCGUCGCCCACCGCAGUAGCUGGCUGGCGCUGGAGGAGAGCGCGAGGCACUCUGUCUUAACUUGAAUUUCCUAGAACAGAAGCACUGUUUUUAAAAACAAAAAAAGAAAAGUGCCUUUUGGUACAUGUAUCAGA
Panthera uncia (snow leopard) is the source of this 3068-nucleotide messenger RNA. RefSeq names its product cadherin 4 (gene CDH4). Gene Ontology annotation, biological process: cell-cell junction assembly; adherens junction organization; calcium-dependent cell-cell adhesion. The transcript has 17 exons. Gene Ontology annotation, molecular function: calcium ion binding; cadherin binding. The record is from RefSeq and is a predicted model, not a curated record. Gene Ontology annotation, cellular component: catenin complex; plasma membrane; adherens junction. Bases 1 to 2826 code for a protein of 941 amino acids. NCBI's taxonomy places the organism in Eukaryota, Metazoa, Chordata, Mammalia, Carnivora, Felidae.